GUCUGCUGCGGGAACACCACACCACCCUGCCUGCUACUUGCUAAGGAGUCUGAGGCCAUGGCAGAGAUUGAUAUUGCUCCCCAGUUUGGAGCCGAGCUGAAGGAUGGCUUCAAGCCCGUCAACGCCUGGGUUACCAACGGCAUUGCAUGGCUGGAUGACAUACAGCAGUUCUACCGCGAAAGAAGUUUGAUCGAGAAAGACUAUGCCGCCAAGCUCAAAGCUCUGGCCCAGAAGUAUUUCGAGAAGAAGGCGAGGAAGUCGAGCAGCCUGAGUGUUGGUGACACUCCUACUGUCACCCCGGGCUCUCUCGAGAGUGCUUCCAUGACUACAUGGGGUGUGCAACUCACCACCCUCGAAGGACGGGCCUCGGAACACGAAAGCUUCGCAACGUCCCUCAUAUCCAACAUCGCCGACCCCUUGAAGAAUCUGGCUACUCGCUACGAGGAGCUCCGGAAAUACCACGCCGAGUAUGCGGCAAAGCUGGAGAAGGAGCGCGAUGGCACAUAUGGAGACCUACGAAAGAUGAAGGGGAAGUAUGACAGUGUUUGCCAGGAAGUGGAGAACCGCCGAAAGAAGACCGACUCCUCUUUUGAUCAUGGGAAACAAAAAGCGCGGAAUGCUUUUGAACAACAGCAACUAGAAAUGAGAAACGUCAAAAACACAUAUGUGAUUACGAUCAACGUUACGAACAAGCAAAAGGAAAUGUACUACCACGAGUACGUUCCCGAGCUUCUUGAUAGCCUUCAGGACCUAUCUGAAUCCCGCGUAGCCAAGUUGAACGCAAUAUGGUCUACUGCUGCUCAGAUCGAAACAUCAACCCUGACAAGAAGCACGAGACUCGUCGAACAUCUUUCUGGAGAAAUUCCCAGGAACAACCCACUGCUAGACUCGAUGAUGUUCGUUAGGCACAACGCUGGAUCCUUCCAAGAACCCGGCGACUUCCAAUUCGAGCCAAGCCCAGUUUGGUUGGAUGACGGUAAUAUGGCUACUGAUGAAGCGGCGAAGGUCUUUUUACGGAACGUUUUAACGAAGAGCAAAGGUCAAUUGAUAGAAUUCCGCCGUGAACUCGACAAGAAACGAAAGGAAGUCGAAAACGCCAAAAAGGUCCGACAGAACAUACGAGAUGGCAAAGAUAAGCGUGACGAGGUCGAAGUUGUCCGCGCUAUUUUUGCUCUCCAAGAAGGAACGCAUGAAGUAGAGCGGCAGAAGGUUACUGCAGAAGUUGAGGUGUCGACCAUCACAUCAAAUGUGGGAGACGUCAGCAUCGGGGCGAGUGCGCACAAGUUCAAGUCGCAAACGUUCAAGAUACCAACGAACUGUGAUCUUUGUGGGGAGCGUAUAUGGGGGCUAUCCGCUAAAGGAUUCGACUGUCAGGAUUGUGGAUACACUUGCCAUAGCAAGUGUGAGAUGAAAGUCCCAGCAGACUGCCCGGGCGAACAGAGCAAAGACGAAAAAAAGAAAUUGAAGAUAAAACGACAGGCGACGGCAAAUGCUGCAACGCCAGCCGCCAACGGAGGCGCCUCAGAAUCACAAACCGAUAUGCCUCGCAUGAGCAGAAGCGACACUGUCAACUCGAUGAACACGCUUAGCUCAGGAUACUCCGCAACGGCCCAUCGAUCGAUAUCUGGCGCCGUGUCACCUACAGACGAGAACCCUCCGGAAAGAGGAGGAACAGUCAAAGCCGCGCCUGGCCCUCGACGUAACCGCGUCGUGGCGCCACCGCCAGCGCAAUACAUCAAAGAAGAUGAUGAUAUAGCAAGUAAUGCUGGAUCUUCAAAGGCUGCGGAGCAGAAGGGCAAGAUGCUGUACGCGUAUCAGGCGAACGGCGACGGCGAAAUCAGCGUGAGGGAUGGCUUAGACAUCACGAUACUAGAGCCUGAUGAUGGCUCCGGCUGGACCAAAGUCCGCGCUGGUGCCCUCGAGGGCCUCGUGCCCGCCGCCUACGUCGAGGUCGUUCCGCAAACACCGCCCUCGUCUCUCUCCACCAUCAACCGCCCAGACUCAACCUACUCUGCGUCCUCUGUCUCCCUCGCCGGCAGCAUCACCGCGCCGGGAAAGAAGAAAGGCCCAGCCGUGGCGCCGAAGCGUGGCGCGAAGAAGCUCAAGUACGUCGAGGCGUUGUACGACUAUAAAGCGCAGAGCGACGCCGAGCACAGCAUGACCGAGGGCGAGCGGUUCGUGUUGAUCAACAUGGAUGCCGGGGAGGGGUGGGCGGAUGUAGAGAGAGGCGGGUUGACGAAGAGCGUGCCGGCGAAUUAUAUUCAGGAGGUGUAAGAUGAGGGGAGCGUUGGAAUAGUGGUUAGCGAAUAGCGGUAAGCGGUGAGCGGUUUUACGACAGUAGUUGGAUGAGCGAGCUUAGUCAUGGAUUGGGGACGCGGUUGACUUGCAUUUCGUCGCUGCGCGUUCUGUUUCUAAGGGAGCCUAAAAUUCGGCAAGUGGGGUUCAUGCGGGGAUUGAGUUUGCAUUGGUUGGCUAGGGUUUGGAAAGCGG
This is a messenger RNA of Mytilinidion resinicola, 2490 nucleotides long. Its product is annotated as FCH-domain-containing protein. Gene Ontology annotation, molecular function: protein binding. The transcript is spliced from 7 exons. Bases 58 to 2274 code for a protein of 738 amino acids. NCBI's taxonomy places the organism in Eukaryota, Fungi, Ascomycota, Dothideomycetes, Mytilinidiales, Mytilinidiaceae. Gene Ontology annotation, biological process: regulation of actin filament polymerization. The record is from RefSeq and is a predicted model, not a curated record.